Dromiciops gliroides (monito del monte) is the source of this 1616-nucleotide messenger RNA. RefSeq names its product interleukin 17 receptor B (gene IL17RB). The record is from RefSeq and is a predicted model, not a curated record. The coding region runs from base 70 to 1521 and encodes 483 amino acids. Gene Ontology annotation, molecular function: interleukin-17 receptor activity. Lineage: Eukaryota; Metazoa; Chordata; Mammalia; Microbiotheria; Microbiotheriidae. The transcript is spliced from 11 exons.
AAAGCUCGGCAGCCUGGCUGGUAUCCUGCAUCAGCUGGUGCGUCCCGUCUGUCCAGUCCAUCCUCAGAGAUGCUAUCAGGGCUGCCCUCCCUGCUAGGCUUGGCCGUGCUGUGGCUGAGCAGCGUCGUCCCCCGGGGCCUCUCAGAGCAGUCUAUGAAAUGUUUUCCUGAGAUGGGUCCAUCUGCAGAGUGGAUGGUGAGAAACGAUCUGACUCCAGGAGGGUUGCAGACCCUCCAUGUGGAUCCCGUUGCCAUCCCCGAGACCAAUUUGGAGGAAGUCCUUUUGAACAUAAGCUGGACACUCAAGCGAGAUGGCAGCAUCAAGAUGCUAAAGGCCACCAAGAUCUGUGUGGACGGAAAAGGCCGAUUCUCAUCCUACAGCUGUGUGAGAUGCAAUUACACAAAAGCAUUUCACAAUCAAACCCCACCCAAUGGCAGAAAAUGGGAGUUUCAUUACAUUGGAUUCCCUAUAAAGCCAGAAACCUCUUAUUUCAUAAGGGCCCAUAAUAUCCCACCUGCAAACAUGAAUGAAGAUACCACAGCCAUAUCUGUGAAAUUCAUCUCCCCAGGCUGCCAAGAGCCAGUGAUGAAAUACACAAAAAAGUGCCAGGAAUAUGGGAGCCUGUGGAGCCCAAACAUCACCGCAUGUCAGAAGGAGAAGAGUGUGGAGGUGAAUUUUAGCACCAGCAGCCUGGGGUUCAGAUACACAGUCCUGAUUGAGAAUGACGAUAUCCUCAUGGCCACAGACAUCUUGGAGCUGAACCAGAGCCGGGUUUCUGUGGCCAUCCCAGUGACGGCGGAGGAAGGGAAAGGGGCUGUGGUACAGAUAAUUCCUUAUUUCUCUACAUGCAACAAUGACUGCACACGGCACAGAGGAACUAUAUUCAGCUGCCCAGAAAUCAUCAACCCAGGAGGCUCGAACAACAGCCAACCAAGGAGUCACCGGCUGUUCCUUAUUCUCCCCACUCUGAGUGUGGCCGUGUGGGUGUUAGCAGUUGGACUCUAUCUUCUCUGGAGGCACGACAAGGUCAAGAAGAACCUUUUCCACAAGCCCACGCUGCUUCGACCCAUUAAGGUGCUUGUUGUGUACCACCCCCAUGUCUGCUUCUACCACACCAUCUGCGACUUUGCUGAGUACCUGCAGGGUCACUGCAGGAGUGACGUCAUCCUCGACCAGUGGCAGAAGAGGAAGAUAGCGGACAUGGGCCUUGUCUUGUGGCUCACGACCCAGAAGAAGGAGGCGGCCAAGGUUGUGUUCCUCUUCUCCAGCCCCACGGGCUCCUGUGACAGCUCCUGUAACCCCAGUGUGGGCAGGCACAGAGAGGGCUCCCAAGACCUCUUUGCUCUCGCAUUCAACCUUUUCUGUAGUGACCUGAGAAGCCAAGUUUCCUUGGAUAAGUACCUGGUUGUCUUGCUCGGGGAGGCUGCCUUGGAUGAGGAUCACAGUGCUCUCAGCGUCUGUCCCACAUACCAGCUCAUGAAGGACGCCAACCCCUUCUGCAAAGACCUCCUCACCGUCUAGCCCCGGGGACCUGCUGCACACCUCAGGGCGAGCUCGUGCCAGCUAAUCAUCCCCAUGCUGCUUCAAGGAGACAAAUGACCAAGGGACCAGGAAGA